AUGAGAUUAGCCAAUUGCGCAGGAGAUAUUAUAGUGCUCAAGUGUACGCGCAGACACAAGUGCACUCUCUAUUCCUAUCACUCUCAUACUCCGGUGGGACGACCACUCGACACGACCGAUGAAGGUGAAGUAUAUGCUGUGCAGUACUUUUCUAGCCGUGUCUACUGCAUAUCGAAAAUGUUUUUGGAGUUACCACAAUUUGCCAAAUGCUGCUUCUGCAUGCCCUUGAGAGGGGGUGUUUUGACGUUUGGAUAUUUAAAAAUGAUCUUCUCCAUGUUCAUGUUAGGGCUUUACAGUUACAGUGUGGACGGCGGUCUUAGAUUUGGGAUCGAGGCGAAAAUAAUAUGCAUGGCUUUACACUGUGUCGAUAUCUUGUUCAACAUAUUACUGGUGUAUGGAGCUCAUAAGCAAAACGUAUCUUAUCUGAGGAUUUUCUCCUACUACACAUUCUCCAUGACCACUGCGUUGGUACUCAUGGAAAUAAUAUCGUUAACAGACAUAUUAUACUUCGACGCGAUAGGGAUGAUUAAUUUCUUCUUAGUAGGAUUUUGCAUACAUCUCUACAUACUGUUCUUAGUGCGAAGUCUUAUGUACGAGAUUAACAAUUCAGGAUGCGCAAACAAGAAUCAAUUCCACCAGUUCGUUAACGAAGAAUUGGAAGUUAAAGGAAAAUAUCCCAUCACGGUUGUGCCUGUUGCAAAUGCG
This is a messenger RNA of Brenthis ino (lesser marbled fritillary), 705 nucleotides long. The record is from the annotation of a GenBank genome assembly. Lineage: Eukaryota; Metazoa; Arthropoda; Insecta; Lepidoptera; Nymphalidae.